Molecule: messenger RNA, 2834 nt
Organism: Cimex lectularius (bed bug)
Lineage: Eukaryota; Metazoa; Arthropoda; Insecta; Hemiptera; Cimicidae
Gene: mbt
Product: serine/threonine-protein kinase PAK mbt
Exons: 10
Coding region: 307-1947 (546 amino acids)
Biological process (GO): regulation of MAPK cascade; protein phosphorylation; intracellular signal transduction
Cellular component (GO): cytoplasm
Molecular function (GO): protein serine/threonine kinase activity; ATP binding
Source: RefSeq, a predicted model, not a curated record
AACGUUUCAGCCGGUUGAUGAAAGUCGUUGACAGAAUGUCAAUUACAACGGAAUUUGUGUUCCACUUUCAUUCACAUUCCUUAGUUAAGUUGGCCUAACUGUUUUCUACCCAAAUCAAAUAUGGUGUAGAAUUAUUAUUUUUCAUAUCGAGUCAGUGUUUUGUUCUGUCCUAUUGAUGGUCGGUUUACUCAUUGUAUUUUAUGUGAAAUAUAACCGGUCGUCCGUAUAAAAUGCGGAUUUAACGAAUUGAUAUAGGAAAGAGGAAGGAAUUCGAGGAAACACCUUUGGAAAACAGGAAGAGGAGAUAUGUUUGCGAAGAAGAAAAGAAAGCCCCAAAUCUCUCCACCGACCAAUUUCGAACAUAGGGUCCACACCGGCUUCGAUAAGAGAGAAGGGAAAUUUGUUGGUCUUCCUCUACAGUGGGCUUCCAUUGUCGGAAACAAUCAAAUUCUAAAGAGCACCAACCGACCUCUUCCUUUAGUGGAUCCGUCAGAAAUUACACCAACUGAAAUUCUCGAUCUUAAAACAAUUGUACGUGGUGAUACAAAAGUGAUUAGGGGGUUAAUCAGUCCUGGUGAAGAGCAGACAAAUGGAAUUCCAAAGACUUCAAAUGUCGCCAGGUCUAAUUCACUCAGGUCAUCCAGUCCUCCGAGGCUCAGGAGACCACCUCGUUCCAAUAUCCCCCCUGCUGUUCCAGAAGGGCAAAUGCUCACUAUGCCUUAUACUGGAGGCGCACCAGGAAACUCACCAGUCGACUGGAGAGGGCCUCCUUUGCCGCCUUAUCAUCCUGCAUCAAACCAGCAUGUCGUGAAUGGAAACAACUUUCACAAUCCAGCUCAAUGGAUGGGAAGCAGUAAUAUGCAGUACUACGAUUCUUACUAUAUGAGCAAUUUUCAACAUCAUUUCAGAGCAAAUAAUGGAGGGCCACAACAAAUUCGUAGUCCAGACCAAAAUAUGAAUAAAGUCAACGGUACGAUGACACCGGCACAACAGCAAAGCCAACAGAUGCAGCAAAGUAUUGCUAAACAACAGCAACAGCAACAUCAAGACCAGCAAAGGAUAUCCCAUGAGCAGUUCCGAGCUGCACUGCAGCUAGUAGUGAGCCCUGGAGACCCAAGGGAUAGGCUUGAAGGAUUUAUGAAAAUCGGUGAAGGCUCGACUGGCACCGUUUGCAUUGCUUCAGACAGGGCAACUGGGAGAAAAGUUGCUGUGAAAAAAAUGGACCUAAGGAAACAGCAGAGGAGAGAGCUUCUUUUCAACGAGGUUGUCAUCAUGAGGGAUUAUCAUCACCCCAACAUUGUAGACAUGUACGAAAGCUACUUAGUCGGCGAUGAGCUUUGGGUCGUCAUGGAAUAUCUCGAAGGAGGCGCUCUCACAGACAUUGUCACACAUGCGAGAAUGGACGAGGAACAAAUAGCAACAGUGUGCAAGCAGUGUCUUAAAGCACUUGCUUACUUACAUUCUCAAGGAGUUAUACACAGGGAUAUUAAAAGUGAUUCAAUACUCCUUGCUGCUGACGGAAGGGUUAAAUUGUCAGAUUUUGGUUUUUGUGCACAAGUAUCUGAAGAAUUGCCAAAAAGAAAGUCACUUGUUGGUACUCCUUACUGGAUGUCACCUGAAGUCAUCUCUCGUCUCCUUUAUGGACCAGAAGUUGAUAUUUGGUCCUUAGGAAUUAUGGUCAUUGAGAUGGUUGAUGGAGAACCUCCUUUCUUUAAUGAGCCGCCACUCCAAGCUAUGAGAAAAAUUCGUGAUAUGGCUCCUCCCAAGCUGAAAAACACUCACAAGGUAUCAGGUCGACUGCAAGGUUUUCUCGAACGUCUUCUUGUCCGAGAUCCAGGCCAAAGGGCUACUGCUGCUGAGCUGUUGCAGCAUCCUUUCCUCAGACAAGCCGGCCCCCCUUCGCUUUUAGUACCUUUGAUGAGAGCUUCCGCACAUACUAAUUGUUAAUCAGUUAGUAAGUCGGGUCAAUCAAUUACGGCAUUUCUUAUAAAAGAAUCAUUGACCAUGUAAUUUUAGGUGUGUACCGGAUAAAAACCUUAUAGGAAAAUUAAAUUACCCGAAUUGGCACUUGACUCUCCAAAAAUUAGAAUUAAAGUAUUUUAAAUUGUAGUAAUGAAAGGGCAAAAGAUAUUCACAAGCUUUAAAUAUAAACUAUUUUAACCGAACGACAGACAUUUCCACAAUAAGAAAAAUAUAGGGUUUAAUAUAUUUUUUAAAAUGUUUUAUUUAUACAGAUGUGGCCUUAAAAAUGUUAUUAUUUACAUAAAAUAUUUAUUAUAUGUUUUUUUAUGGCAAAUUGAACAUAUAUAUGGCAACCUGAAGGCUCAAUAAAUGUUCGUAAAUUUUAAAAAUAUUUAUUUUAAUAUUCAUGACUAUGUUCAAUGUGUUUGUCUUUAGUGCUUUAUAUUGUUGGUAACAUCUGUUGAAAUUUAUGAAUAGCCAACAAGGAAGAAAUGAAAUUUGAUAAUUAUAUCAAUAAUCAUGAAGUGAAUUCUUUAAAAUAUAAUAUUUUCUAUAUGAAAUAGAAAUCCUCCAUCCAUUUACCAUAUUUCUAAUACAGGGAUUUCUCUGUUUAAAAGUUGUAUUUAUUGUACUUAUAUUUAAUUAUUUAAAAAAAUAAUCUUAAAAAAAACAGUAUCUUUGUUUAUGGUGUGCCUUUAAGUUUUCAUGUUAAAAAUAUAAGCAUAUACAUUGUUUGUAUAUGUCCAAAUUGUAACUUAUUUUACAGUUUUAUUUUAGCUUACAACAUUCCAUAGACAUUGGCUUGUGUACUGUGCCAAAAAUAAUUGUAAGUUCCAUUUUUUCCAAUUUUUUGUGUAAUUAGUUUUGUCCCA